UGCUUGGAUGCUUUCCUCUAGAGAGAGGGAAGAAAACCAAAGACAUUAAGCUCCUCCUUGAAAGUGCUGUCAUAGGAAAACAAAGAUUACUUGAUCUUACUGUUACGUUCAGGCAAAAUGAAGGUAAUUAAGAAAACCUCGUCCCCCAAGAGUGUGUUGCAAAUAAGAGACAGGGUUCUUGUUCCCUUGCCAACUCAUCUCUUGAGAUACAGAAACACCUUUCAUGUUUCAUAGAAUCAUAAAAUCAUAGAGUCAUAGAAUGGUUUGUGUUGGAAGGGACCUUAAACACCACCUAGUUCCAACUCCCCUGCCAUGUGCAGGGACACCUUCCAGUGGAUCAGGUUGCUCAAAGCCUUAUCCAACUUGGCCAUGAGCACUUCCAGGGAUGGGGCAUCCACAUCUUCUCUGGGCAAUCUGUUUUCUCUGGUCAAACUAAAACCUGGCCAACAGCCGACUUCACUUAAGAGCAGAAAAUAAACUUGCCUCUUCUCUGAGCUGACAACACUGCAAACCAGGGUGAGCACAUAUUGAACAAAAAGCCAGAGAGAUCAGAGAGCACCAGCAAAACUCUACCAAAACAAACUGUGGCAAAUUACCUCCAAAAAGAGGCAAAUAGGCCCUCAUGUGAGGGAGUAUCAGUCUCAGAGCAGUGACCUUGUCAGUCAGGGUUAGGUUAGGCUCAGCUGUAACCACAGCUUCUGAGGCUUUGGACAGACUUGGUUUGUAGAUAGACUCACCAGGUAAGCUGAGCCUCUGCGUCACACCACAGUGAAAAGGAAUGCACAGGGAUAUCGACAUUGCCACCAUCAUCCUCUGGAUUACUUGACCAUGUGAUAACCUGGAGCUAUUUCUGCAGCUAGACUGAUGUCCAAGCUUCUUUACUCCCUUUUUCUCUCCACUAAUAAAAUAGCUGGUGUCGACAAUUCUUUCCAGAGAGAUUUCCUGGGCUCUUCACAUAAAGUGGUGUUCGAGGAAUCAGGUCAUGGCAUAAAAUAGAGUCCACAGAGUAAACCACCAGGUUUAUGGAGCUGUGGAAGCUUUAAUGCUCAGAUAUGCUGCAUUUUUAGAGUUUGGACUAUGUGGUCUGUGUGAGCAGCCAGCGUAUGAUAUCAGCGAUUUCAGGAGUUGCCCAGCCAGAGUUUUUGAGUCAGAGCCUCUGAACAAUGUUUCUUACCUCACUCAAGGUUUUUAAAUGAUUCAACUUAGUGAAUCAUUUGCUCUCGAGCAAAUUAAUAAUUUCUCUCAUCAGGGGUCCAAGGAUGUCUUGUCUUUCUAUCCUGACUGAAAAUUAAUGCUGACCUAUCCAAGAUGAUAAGUAAUUUGAGUCAGACAGGAAUCUGAACUCUCACAACAGAGCUGCAAAAGAACAUCAACACGCAAAUCCAACAUAAGCAGAAGAUUCAGCAAAGUAGCUUGCAGAUGCAUUUCCAAGUGGUCAUGAUUCAGAGUCAUUUAACUUCAGUUUCUCCUUCUUCUUCAGCCCAUGUUGAAAGAAGUGUGUUCCUCGUGCCUACAGCCUGUCUACCCCAUGGAGCGUGUGGUCACUGACAAAGUCUGUGUGCACCGCUCAUGUUUCUGCUGCCAGGUCUGCGGGAGGAAGCUGAGCUUGCAAAACUAUGCUGCCCUCCAUGGGGUGUUUUACUGCCAAGUCCACUACAAGCAGAUGGCUGGAGCUAAAAACAGAAAUGAGAUGGAAAGGCUGCAGCACCAGCUAGGAGAGCAUCAGGUCCAGCGAGUGGCAAUGGUAGGCAGAGGACCACAGCCCCAGGACUGGUAUAAUAGGGCCGAAAAGACUGAAACAAGAGAGAAACCCGCAUCCUUCAAUGCACGGUUCAGCUUGCGGCUGGCUGAGCACAGGCAAGAGCUGAACAGCAGGUCUGUCCUCUUGGGGAACAAGCUCGUAAGGGGCUGGCCACCUUCAGGAACAGCCUUGUUGACUGUAGAUGGAAAAGCUGGAAAGGGAGCCUGUUCCUGGGAAAAGCCCACACUGAGCUUGCAAACCUACCAGGCUGAAGGCAGCAGGACCAUGCUCAGGGGUCAGGAGGGAAAAUCAGUGGUGCAGGCAGCAGUGGGGAAGGGAAGUUUCUUACCUGGCGUCACCUCUAUCAAGGAAAGAGAGCAAGCAUGUUCCUGGCCCAAGACAAGAGAACAGAGAGACAGUGAAAAGACUGGGGACAGGGGUGUGCCCGAAGGGAAGAGAUGGGGUAAGGUGUCCCAGAGAGUGGCUGCAAUCCAGCAGGGCAAAGACCAUUUGAAGAGAGGACCUGCCUCUUCUUCCUCCCCUCUAGUCCUGGAGCCUGUGAAACCCCUUCCUCGUAGCUCACUUGUCCACCACACCACACAUCAAAGCACUAAACCCACCAACUGGAGGUACCUAGGGGGCACAGGGGGCUGUAUUCUUUCUGCUGCAGAGCUCCCAGUGAAGGAAAAUGAGGUCUGUGGAUCUCUAAGCACACCGAACAAAGGAAGCACAAUGCCUGCAAUGACAGAUGACAAGCCUGAACUGACCACAGCCACCCCAGCUAUGGCAGAAGACAAACAUCACCUUGGAGAGAGAAUGAGCAGCCCACAGACCAUCUGUGUACCAGGAGAGCCCGAAAGCAGAAAUACCGCAAGUAUUGAGCUAGAAUGCAGAGAUGAGGGUGUUGAUUCCCUUGAAAAUGAAGUUGAAGAAGCCCAUUGUCUCGCUGGUGUGUCAAGGUAUCCUUAUGUAUCUUCUGGGUCCCUGGAGCCAGGAGGGCUGAGUGUAUCACCUGAGAUCGCUGAGCUGGUGAAUGAGAAAUCAAAGGCAAACACUGACAAGUUUCCCGGGAAACAGAUACCAGUAACGUUACAGGAGAAUAUGCAGCCAUCCAGCAUAAGUCAUUUGCCUGGAAUUGAGAGCAAAGGGGCAGAAUUUGAAAAGACAAAAGAAGUGAAACCAGUAAGUACAUCAGGGUUUCUGGAAGAGCCUGUUCCCGAACAUACGUCUCAGGAAAACAAAGCAGAAAAGAGCAGAGUCGCUUCACCCGGUUUGCCAGGUAAGACAAAUGACCACAGUGAGUCCUGUCUACAAGAAACAGAACCUCAGGGCACACGUGGCCCACUGAUAACUAACCCUCCUGAGGAUAUUUUGAGACAUGAUAUAAAAUCACCUGGCAAGGAUUUUCCAGUAUCAGCAGACACACCUCUGAAAGGAACCUGUGCCACUUGGCCCUCAGGUGAUGAAGUCAACAACUCCAAGUCAAAGGAUCCCAGAGAAGUUCUUGAUGGAAACAUCCUUGGCAUUUCUGAGCAACCAGCCAAGCCAUUAGACUCUUCCAAACCAAAUAUAUCCUUGGACAAAUCCAGAGGUCAUCCCGUGGGUGAAGAAAAAAUGGAUCUGAAGCUCCCAGGGGAAAGCAUUAUGCAUACGUCAAGGCCUGGUGCCCAGAGCAAAGACACCAGAAGCAGCCAAACCUGCAGAGAUAUGUUAGGUAAACGUUUCGAGCUUGGGAAAAAACCCUUCACUACGCUUUUUCGUUCUGAAGACAAAGGCAGCACUUCCAAGAAGGAAACAACAACCCACAGGAAACCCACUAAGCCCCAGUCAGCCCUUGUCACUUUGUUUGGUUACUCCUCUGAGAAGAAGCAGAGUCAACAAGAAAAGCCUGCAAGAUCCUCCAAACAAACAAAUAUUGACAACAGGCCAGAAAAGCCCCAGGGCCCCCUCAUCUCCUCCAGCCAAGCAAAACAAAAGGCCUCCAAGAAUGAUCAACCACUACAGCCAGGAAAGAAGGAGGAGGUCUUCCCUAAACAUAUCCAGGAGAACUCUGGAGGCUUCUCGGAUUCUACUGAGGGCAAGGAGACCAACGUUCUGUUGUUAGCUCCUGGCACAAGCAUUUCAUACAAUGAUAGACAUGAGAGAAAUGAAUUUGACAUUCAUGACCAACUGGCUUUAAAUAGUGAGGUUCAGCAGCAACAGGACAGCUGUUGGCUCUCUCUUAUGCCAGCACAGGAAAAGCAGAAGGAAGCUGCAGUGACCUCGGAAGGUGGAACAAAUCCUCUACCUUCUCUUCCAGAGCUUAUGCCUGCAGCUGAUAACAGCAAAAAUCUCAUCAGGGAAGGAAAUAAUUUUGAUGCUCAUCUACUAGAAAUUCAGAACCUAUCGAGUUUGGAUGUCCAGGACACAGUGAUAGAGGAUGGGAUAUUUUUUUCACCAGGCGAUUCAGAGAGCUUACCCAAGGACACUGAGUUUCAGUUAGACAACCUGGAUUUUCUGGAGGAAAAUAACUUGUCCUUUUCUGGUGAUAAUGAUUUUCCCAGCACAGCAAGUAAAACCCCAAAUUCAGACUUGCAAAAUUCAGAGGCAGAAACUCCACCUUACUUUGAUUCAAAUCCUUCAGCAUUAUGCCAGGAAAUCCCAGCAGAAACAAAUGCCCCACUAGUGCUGUGGGACACCUCCAGUCUCUCACUUCUUGCCGGACAGGAUGAGAUUAAUAUUAGAGACCCAGAAGGGAUUCAGAGCUAUGCACCACUGCAGCAGUUGGGUCCACAGACUCCAAAGGCUGCAGAAGAUAUAUUUGGAUUGGGUCUCAGUGCUGAAGGCUCAACAAACAAGCCUCUCUCUAUGCAGGAAGACAAUUUUCCUCCAAUGUACAUGUUCACCAGCCAUGCUUCUGAAACCUUUAAUCAGGGUGCCUUGGAUCCUUUCAAUGUUGAUUCAACCAAAAUGGACCAGGAGGCUCCUGAAAAAAUGAACAGGAGGAGAAAAACAUCAGGAGUUGAAGAAGAUUAUGAAAGUCUCUCUUCUGCAGACCUGAAUGUGUUAAAUGAUGGCCUUUUAGACCAGGAGUUCUUUAUAUAAUUGAAAAAGAUAAGAUUGAUGAAAGCACCCACUCUGUAGCACAAGUUAGCUGAUAUGUGACAGAAACUGAUUAAUGAAAGCAGUUUAGAAAUCCCCCACUCCUCUGGCAUUCAGUUGUGGAUAGGCUGAUUUAUUAAUGGCUUAAGGAGCUAAAUUUAAGGUCUUUACCUUGGUCAUAGUGGGUCAGUACCCAGUUCCUGAAAAAGAACAUUGGUAGAACUGGCUUCACUGUGAGGAACCUCAAAGGAGAGACCAAGCAGCGCCCAAUUCUCUGCACCCAGGGAUCUUCUGAAGAGGGGAUGUUCUACACAAUCUACUGCAGAGGUCCCUCAGAGGAUGUCUGCAUGGCAGAGGGGAGACAGACCUCCAAAGAGGCCCAACCAGCAAGCAGCCACGAGUAACAAGCUAAUCAAGAACUAGAAAGUCAAAUGAAAAUACCAUUAUUAGGAAGGAACCAGAUCCUUGGCCACAAGUGCACAAGUAAAAAGCAAUUGGGCAAAGGCAAAACUGAGGCAGGCAGGGUGAAGACUUGUCUCUAAAUUAGGUUUAGGUGUCUGAAAAAUUAGUGUUUCAAUGUAAACCAGAUGCUUAAGCCCACAUCAGAAUCAGCAGAGGAUUCGUAAGUACAGUCUGGGGAGUGAUUCAGCCCAUGCUAAAACAGACAACUGCAUUCAAAAAGCUAACAGCUCUCUGGACUCUAUUACUAGUGUGAGUCUAUCUCCGCUAACUACAGUACAACCUUAGGUAUCUAUUUCACAUCUAGACAAUAACAUUUAGACAUCCAGAGAUGAAUCCAACCCAAAACUUCAUGCACCUUUUCACCAUAUGUCUUGCCUACACUUAAUAAUAAUGGCAUCUCACUCCCUUCAUAUUUUUCCUUCAGCAGACUGCAAAAUUUCUUCACAUAGGAGGUCACCUUCAUUAGCCACAUUGUAAGAUGAUGAGCAAAGAUAAGUGAAAUGACCUUGCCAAAAUCAUGCGGUCAGAAGGAAACCCAGGUUUCUUGAAGUCUUGGGGCAUAGGGUCAUUGCUGCAUCCACUCUCCCUGUGUAGUCGCACUCUGACCCUCCCCGUCUGCCCUUUGAGGCUGUAACAUAAAUGUUAUAGGAGUUAACAAUUAUACUAAUGAUAAGCAAGCUCACCAGAAACCUCAGAGGGCCAAAGCAAGAACACGUGUAUUAUGAAAAAGAUCUUGGAGUGUAUCACUUCACCUAUUUUACAUCAGCUGUCUGCAAAAUAAAAGGGAUGAAGAUGUUAAAAUAAUUAAUUUUUACAAUAAAAUUUUUACAAAGCCAACCUCAGUGCCUCCCCACUGACGAAAUAACCCUGACUCUGUCAGAUCUGCUGGAGGGAUAAAGCUGCUUAAUGACUGCAUCUGCUGCAAAGCAGUGUGUCGGUUCAGGGACACAGUUCAAUCAAUGUGAAUCAGGGAAAAAAGAGAUGUCCUUGAAAGUUACAUGACUUACUAGAUGCUGAAGUCGGUCUCACCUUGGGAUGGGGCAAGAGAUUUGGGACAGGUCAGAGGGCUCGCAGCCCUGCCUGAAACCUGGUCAAGCUGUGUUUAGAGAUGGAGAAAUGAGACCUAAAAGCUGGCAGGGAUCAAACACCUUUGACUGAAGCAGUGGGAAGGGGGUGGCCUGAUACCUGUACCAAAGAUGCUGUGAGUAACACCCCAGACCAAGUUGUCACUAGCACGGGACACCCAUAAACCUGACCUCUUCAUUCCAACACUAAGAGGAAGAGUGAAAAUGCAGGAGCACCACAGCUGGUGGGUACGAAUCCAUUCUGGCUGCAUUUCGCCCCAACAUAUAGGUGUCCAAAUGGGUCUCCAAGCACAGUCACUCCUGAUGUUCAGAGCUGCGUAAGAGAAAAGCUGAGCCUAUGAUUUAGUGCAUCAGCACCCUACUGUCUGCACCAGCCUUCCUCCCCAGGCAAUGGUUUCUUUUUCUGAACUGCUCUCUUGGAUGCUCCCUCUCCCUUCCCCUAGGCCUUGACACUCGGACGCACAGGCUUUCCAGCUGUCCAUCUCAGGUCUUCCCAGAGAACUGCUGAUUUCUCAUGCCCUCUCAUAGGGGCUUUUCCAUUUUCAAGAGGCUUUGCAAUCAUUAGUGAGCCACCUGGCAAAAAUUGUCAGACAGAGAGAGAGAAGCACAGAAA
Molecule: messenger RNA, 6982 nt
Organism: Phalacrocorax carbo (great cormorant)
Lineage: Eukaryota; Metazoa; Chordata; Aves; Suliformes; Phalacrocoracidae
Source: RefSeq, a predicted model, not a curated record